Messenger RNA from Anisakis simplex (herring worm), 390 nucleotides. Lineage: Eukaryota; Metazoa; Nematoda; Chromadorea; Rhabditida; Anisakidae. The record is from the annotation of a GenBank genome assembly.
AAAGAGGAUCUCGGCACAGCGGCCACAUUGGCCACAAUCGAUAGCCGUGAUUUACUGGUGGCUCUGAAGCAAAGUAGUGUGUUCAAUCCACGAACGUCCUAUCGAGUACUGAGCAAUAUAGAUGGAACGAAUGUGUUCAUGUCAUCAUCACAAUUUUCCAGGAAUUAUAACUACUUAUGCGAAUCGAGAGGCAAGGAGAGAUGCCCGGAAGGAUUCGAGAUGUGGAAUGGUAAAUGCUAUCGAUUCUUCAGCGAGAAACAAGGCUUCGAGGAGGCCGCUGAGACGUGUGCACAGAUCAGCGCCUACUCAACUCUGGCAAGUGCUGAAGACGAAACAACGAAUCGAUUCUUGUCGAGUACGUUACUGAGUUUUAGUUUACCUUCCAGGUAG